Ilex paraguariensis (yerba mate) is the source of this 297-nucleotide messenger RNA. NCBI's taxonomy places the organism in Eukaryota, Viridiplantae, Streptophyta, Magnoliopsida, Aquifoliales, Aquifoliaceae. The record is from the annotation of a GenBank genome assembly.
AUGGAGCCCAAUGUGUUGGAUGUCACCAUAUCACUUGGCAUGAAACAUAGAUUCAUGUGGCUACUUCUUUUGGUUAAUUCGGCAAUGGCUUAUUCUGCCAACUUGACCAAUUUCCUGGUGACUAAGCAUACAAGUGCACUAACACUCCAGGUAUUAGGCAAUGCCAAAGGUGCUGUUGCUGUCGUUAUCUCAAUACUCCUGUUUCGAAAUCCAGUCACCUUUGUUGGGAUUGCUGGUUAUUCGUUGACAGUUAUGGGGGUGGUUGCUUAUGGAGAAGCCAAAAGGAGACACAAAUGA